This is a messenger RNA of Cladophialophora bantiana CBS 173.52, 1143 nucleotides long. RefSeq lists its product as uncharacterized. Bases 1 to 1143 code for a protein of 380 amino acids. The transcript is spliced from 4 exons. NCBI's taxonomy places the organism in Eukaryota, Fungi, Ascomycota, Eurotiomycetes, Chaetothyriales, Herpotrichiellaceae. The record is from RefSeq and is a predicted model, not a curated record.
AUGCCCCCCUCAGCCGCACCACCGCCACGGACCAAGCUCGGUCACCAUCGCCUCCUUUGUCCCAAUGCGUCCAUCCUUGUCUCCCCUCUCUGCUUGGGGGCCAUGGGCUUCGGAGAAAUAUGGAGUUCGACAGUGGGCGAGUGCAACAAGGAGACGACCUAUGCAAUCCUUGAUCAUUUUCAUGCAGCCGGUGGCAAUUUCAUCGACACUGCAAACUUCUACAUGGCGGGACAAUCGGAAGAGUGGCUUGGUGACUGGAUGGCUGAUCGUGGAGUCAGAGACCAGAUGAUCAUUGGCACCAAGUUCGCGUUACCCUACAAAUUCCCCGAACAGAUGCCGGAGGGAAGUGUUACCUCCAAUUUUGGCGGCGCCAAUAGAAAGAGUCUGCGUCUCUCGCUGGCAGAGAGCCUGGAGCGAUUGAAGACAGAUUAUGUCGACAUCCUUUAUGUGCAUGCCUGGGACGGAGUGACAAGCAUUCCGGAGCUGAUGCGAUCCCUCGAUGACGUCGUCAAACAGGGUAAAGUCCUGUAUCUGGGGAUUUCCAACUGGCCGGCCUGGUUGGUCGUCAAGGCAAAUGAUUAUGCCCGGCAACAUUGCUUGACUCCGUUUGUGGUCUACGAGGGAUUGUGGAAUGUUGUGGCCCGGGACAUCGAGCGAGACAUAGUCCCAAUGUGCCAAGCAGAGGGAAUGGCUAUCACGGUCUGGGAAGCAAUGGGCGCUGGCAAAUUCAAAAGCAAGGCCGAGAAGGCCCAAAAAGGAGGAAGACCAGAAUACGACCUUUCCGGAAAGGGACUUGAACCAUACGAGCGUGCCACCGCAGCUCUGGAGCGCGUGGCUAACAGGAAGGGAACAAACACAUUUGGUAUCGCUUUGAGAUACGUUACACUGAAGGCGCCCUAUGUAUUCCCAAUCGUUGGAGGUCGCAAAGUCGAGCAGCUUCAGGCUAACAUCGACAACUUGAGCAUUCAACUUUCCGCAGAGGACAUCCGAGAAAUUGAGGAAGCCGUUCCCGUAGAUCUAGGCUAUCCUCACGCGUUUCUAUCCGGCCAUCGGGACAAGCAUGUCGGACCGACAAACCCCACAAAGCUCGAGCUAUGGUGGGGGGCGUUUGAGGGUGUGGAAGAACCUAAGGCCAUCGUUUGA